AUGGGCUGCGCACCUAGCGGAUCAUCGUGCAAGAAGGGCGGCAUACGAUUAAUGGCGACGAAGCUUGCUUUCACCAAGGGUCAACUGCACAACCUCGACACAUAUUUCCGGAAACUGGUCGACGAGUCUCAGAACGAUUCCUCGAACGCCUUCGCGAUCGAAGCCACCGUGGAGAGAUUGGUUCAACGUUUAAUGGUGGGCGCUGGUAAUCUCGAUCGAAGAUUCUCCUCCAUGUUUCUCGUUUCGUUGAACGAACCUCGUGGAAUACAGGAAUUUAGGUUCGAAUACCUGUUACGAAUAGACGCGCUGUCGACUCCGAGUCUUGGCCUGGGAAUCUCGAGGGUGAGCGUGGAGGAAGACGCCUCUCUACCAGGCUUUAUUCGCCUGAAGAUGCUCGGCAUCGGAGCGGAAGCCUGGCGGGAGUACAUGGAUGCUGCGGGGAGAUUGAGGAGGGAUCUCGUGAAAGCCAAAUUAGCAAAUUUGUUGGCCGCAGCUAUUAAACGAGAUGUUACCGGUGGUACAGCGGACGAUAAACUUUGCGUCUCUCCUGGCCAAGUAGUGGAUGCUGAAGUUCUCGACAAGAUAUUCAAGCAACCGGACUACUGUCGGAUAUUCUACGGGCCAGGUACCGCCUCGGAUGGACCAUUAUCGGAACGGAGGAAUCAUCGAGUGGCCAUGAUCGAAGACGCUGCUGGGAUACUGCUCAGAAUCGGACUGGAUGGAUUUAAAGCUCGCGAAGUUGAGGUCAGGCUAUUAAUCGGUAUCGGAGUGUCGUCGUGGCCCAGUUUGGCGGAUUAUCCACAACGAAUACCUCUCGGUAUGUACGCGGUGGCCGUUGGUCCGUAUUCCGGAGCACGCUGCGAAAACCGAGCAACUCUCUGGAGGGUACGUGUUCCAGCAGCGGAGAAAAUUAUGAGUCAACACUAUGCCGUCGACAGUGUACCCUCUCUCACGGAAUCCGUGCUUCUCGAAAUUUUGUACGAGCUUCGCGAUGGACGUUGCCCAAACCUGCCGAUGCUCAAAUCGAAGGUAUAUGUAAAAGGUGGUGCUCCAGUACAGGAUCGCUUACGAGUAGUCUCGAGGAGUAUCCUGAAGACCGUGCACCGAUGGGCCCUGGAAAGGGCGGGACCGGAUCCUCUGACGAGUUGGGCGCCCGAUACCCUAUCCCGUCAUGUUCUAUUAGCUCUGGACGAGUUAGUCGCCGCUCUGAAAUGCCAGAACCUGAGGUGUUACUUUCAUCCACGGUGCAACGUGAUGCUACAAUGCGCGCGAGGCGGAAUAGUGCAUCGCGAGGAUUCUUACGUCUCCGAUUGUCGAUUGGUGGAGUCUUACUUGGAAACGCUCCAUUAUAGUUCCUCAUGCAUGACACGGCCCGUGCCCAGACCUCUAGACGUAAUGGAGAGCGAGCUCAUUGUCAGAUGGCGGGACAUCAUGGCCUCGUUGCCUAGAGGAACGUCUAACGAGGAUUAUGGAUAUAGCCAGAGACAACUGGAAUAUUUUAGUCUGAUCCUGGAGCAAGUUCUCCGGGCAAAAUACGUCUCGUUACAGGACCACUCGGACGCCGGAUCUUACCUGAAUUUCCCGGAAUUAUCGUACCGUACGACGGAACAGGUGGAGAACCUGGUAUUUCUGUUGAAGCUAGUUCUAAUACAAGCCAGGGACCAGAUCCACGCAAUGGCGAAUCGAAAAAUUCGAGUGUACGAUCAUCUGAAGGAGUCGAAGAAGAAAAGACACUACAACACGUCCAGUCAAUUCGAUUAUUCAGUGGGACUUUUGAUAGACGUCGUCAGGAGAGACAGAGAAACCGCCAAUGUGGACUUGGAAUCUUUCCCAAUAAUGACUAAGAUGCUCUUACAGUGGCUAUACUUCGGCAUGGACUACGACAGAAGAAUCCUAGAGCCCAUCCUGCGACCAUAUCUGAACAACCUUUUCAACAGUCUCCACGAGUACGGUUGGUGUUCGACACCUUGGAAGAAGAAACAGGAGCUUUACACUUCUGAAAUGCAGUCUCUGACGAUGUUCUGCAAAUCUGUGAUAACUCAGGAAGAGUCACCUGCUAAUGGAAUCGUGGAAUACUUGUCGAAGGGUUGGUGUUGGGCGGAGAGUAUGACGAAGAUGAUCGAAAGGUCUGGCAACUCUUUGAGGCUGGUGUUUCUUCCCGGAGACAAAGUGAUUAAAUACAAUUUAACUUUCACCGAGAACAAGGGACUCAGCUCGUUCUCCACGUGGAGCAAGGCCAGAAGCGUGAGCAUGAUCGCGAGGAGAAAGAGGAUGAACUCGAGGGCUGGUGAACUGCUAGACACAAUGCUAGAAUUGCGGCGUAGGUCAAAGGAAACUAAAGGCGUUGCAGGACACAGGGAACUGAGGGAUGUCAGCCCUUUGACGUAUGUCACGUCGAUGAGCAGAUCGCGAGCCAGACAUCGUGGCCCCGCCGAUUUGAUCUCCGCCAUGCUAUCCCUCGGCAAGUUCAGGGUUCUACAAGAAGUUGCGGCUAUUUUACCGCGAGACGAGCAAGUAGUUAUGUUGGAUAUGGUGCAACGGGUAGCUAGAGAAUCGUCUCGUCGCUGUAGGAAAGCCAUCUGCGUAGACUCGCCGAAUUCACCGAGAGAAAUCUACAGGCCGAGACCAGAGUCAGAACUCCUGGAUUCAUCCCCGAGAUUAUCACCUGGAGUUCGCGAGAGACGCAUCAUCGCGGAACAUCAGAAGCAGCUUGAAAGGGAAAUGCAGGAAAUGCACGAUACUCUGCGAAGAAAUGCAUUGAUGAGGCAACGUCCUUGUAUCUGGGAUUCACACUCUGUCUCUUCCUGGAGUUCCUCCAUCGACUCCAUAGCUGGAACGAUCACUCUUAGGAAAUAUCGUACACCCAUAUGGGAAGCCAUUAAAGGAAGUUCCCCGGCUCGGGCCAGCCUGCGCGUGGAUCGUAAUAUCGAGAAAAAUAAAUUCGACGAGAUGAUCAGCCGGGAGGAGUCACCGACGUGGAGCACGCUGGACGCCAGGCGGAAGUUGGACGACUCCGAGUCGAAGAAUGGAGACGGAUUGCCAUCUUGGGACACGCUCGAGGCGACUCUGAAUAGGAGGCUGUGUAAUUACGGAAACGCCCUGUCAGGAUCCUUGGAAACAGACGAAAGUAUUGGAAGGAACUGCGUAGAGACGUCGCGUCGCGAGAAUGAUUCCAGACCGGAGCCUCGGCUCCUCUAG
Molecule: messenger RNA, 3198 nt
Organism: Habropoda laboriosa
Lineage: Eukaryota; Metazoa; Arthropoda; Insecta; Hymenoptera; Apidae
Exons: 14
Coding region: 1-3198 (1065 amino acids)
Source: RefSeq, a predicted model, not a curated record